AGUCGCUGUUAAAGUUUCCAUUCAUAACACAUAAAUUGUGUGAUGGAUAUUGACGCAUCCUUUUUGACAAUGUAUUGUCCUACUUUCAUCUAAUGCACGUAGGCUUACUGUAUUAUUGUGUAUUUUGCUCUGAUUUGUGAUUUCUAUAGGCUAGUGAUGUAAUUGCAUUGUUGUGGUUUGCCGUUGCGCUUAUGGUUACUUGUUUUUUUUAAUUUGAGUUUAGCAUAUACAAAUAAUUUUCAAAAGGAUUGGGUAAAGUCAUACCGCACUUGUCUUAAUAAUUCUAGGUUUCGCAAGACCGGGUUUCUAGACCAACAGCAGCCUAUAUACGUAUGUCUGUGGAGAGAAAUGGGAAGGCAACAGUGACAAGUCUUCCUUUUGCGGCUCUGUCAUCCUCUGGAUUUCAAACCACAGAAGUGUGAACACGUAUUUCUUUCUCAUCCUCUCUGGGUCCAGUACUAAUUUGAGAAGGAACGCUGUGACAGGUUAACGGUUAACCUAAAGGAGAUAUCAAGUUUGUCGCUACAGAGGUUUUUGUAGUAACCCAUAUCGGUUACUACACAGUAGUUUCAACCGAUAUCUGCUUCUGCUUGAUUAGUUUUUACAACAUAAUAGCCUACAUAUUUUUAUAUUGCAUAAUACUAGAAAAAAGCAUCGUUGUUUUCUGAACUGGUGCUGCAUACUUAGUCAAUUUCUUUAGAGGUAUGAGAGAGACAUCACAGCGAUGAAAAUGCGUAUUUGGACUACAUUUCAUCUCAUUUUGGGUGUUUUGAUCGAGAUCCAGGUCCAAUGUUUUCAAGAAGGAAUAUGCCGUCAAAAAGCUCCUCCACGUGGUGUGCAGGUGCUGGCCCCAGGUACUGAGGUGACCCUGCACUGCAGUGGCCGGAUCUCUGUGAACGGUGUGGACAUCGCACAGACCGGCGGGGCCUCCACAGGAAGGACAGAAGGCGAUGUCAGAGAAGGGCCGGGCAAGGAAGGAGUCCAUGCCAGGCCGGACGGUGGUGUGGAGACCAUCCGCGCCAACCGGUCCGAGUUAAUGGAGGAACCGGAUUUGGCCGGUGGUGCAGGGGACACGGUCAACCUGACCAUGGAGGAGAGGGGCGGGGUGGGCACGGGGCUGAACGGGAGCGAGGUGGGGGGGGCGGUGCAAAACGCCAACGCAUCUGGCUCAGACGGGGCGUACGCUGGGGCCCCGGGGACAGAGGGGCGGGAGGCCAGGGUGCAGUGGAGGGUGAACGGACGUCUCGGGACGAGGGGAGAGGAAGAAGGGGGCACACUGCGGCUCGCCCCCCUCCGUCUGAGUCACAAGGGAAACUACAGCUGCCACCGAGGGGGGAGAAAGGUUUUUUCCGUUGAGAUCGUUGUUGCGGCCCCUCUAGAGCAGCCCACCCUCUCUUGCUACAGGAGGACACCCACCAGCAAGAUCCGCUGUGAUUGGACAGCCAAUCAAUCAGUGACCCCGACCCCACAGUGCUCUCUCAUUAUGAAGAUGGGGCUGUACGGCGAGCUGACGGAGGAGCAGUGCUCCUUUUCUCCCUCGCGGGCUCGCUGCUGGUGCGUGCUGGAGCGCAGGGAUGUGGAAAAGAGCGCUUUCCAGGCAACCCUGUGCCUGACCAGCGUUACCGGCAACGUCACGAGUCCCACCAUUCAGGUCCAUCCGAAGAACAUCAUUAAACCGGACCCCCCGGCCAAUGUGACGGUGCAUGCGCAGGACGGCAUGGAGCACAGGCUGAAGGUGACUUGGAAGUACCCGCGCACCUGGAGCUCAGCUUUCUACCGUUUGAAGUUCCACCUGCAGUACUUCCCCAUCCAGAACGGGGAGGCGAACGAAAUGGAUGUGCACACCAAGAGAGGGCACCACACCAUCAACGACGUCCUGUCACGGACCGCCUACCUGCUGCGCGUCAGGGCCAAGGAGGAGUUUGAUUUGGGCCAGUGGAGCGACUGGAGCCCCCCUGUGUAUGCACGCUCAUGGACAGCCCCAGAGCCCAGUGCCUCCAGUGAAGUUCACGUCGGCUCAGAAACUAACCCCCUCGACCCCUUUAUGACAGGGUCUGGCGAUUGGUCUGAGAAUGAAUUACCACCUGGAGAGUUAGUGUCCCCAUCCAUACUCCGUCCCACACUGACCUUCCACUUGUCCUGGGUGCUUGCAGCCUGCGUGCUCGUGACAUUCAUAGGGCUGGCGGUCUACAUCCUCAGACACAGAAAGCAGCUCAUAUCUAAACUUCACAAGCUGGUUCGAAGCUCCGCCUCACACACUCCAGCUCCGGCCCCCUCUCAGCUGCCCAAAGAAGAAGGGAGCCCCCUAGUGUCCCCGGGGCCUUCUGCACCUCCCUUACAGCACAAAGAAGACAGGGGUGAGGGCAUUCACCUCAACAAUAUGGGCUACUUCCUGGUACAGACAAAUUGAGAAAAGAGAACAUCGGAGAUGUGUGCAAAUUCAUUGCUGUAGUCAAUACACAGUACUCACACGCUCACACACACACACACACAUACACCAUGCAAUCGACUAAAACACUGUGUGUACUUUUUAUAAAUUGUACGCACGGUUUGCGCAAACCAUUGCAUAUGUCAUGUCUGGGGCGCUUCACAGUGUGCAACUCGAGUAGCCUACCAACACCAAGGUCUCAAAUAUGGGCUCACCCCAGGGUUGUGUCCUGUCCCCCCUACUUUUUAUAAUUAUCGUUAUAAUGUGCCCCUUAGGAGAACAAACCGCUAUUAUAAGUCCUUCAUUCCUUCCGCUAUCAGGCUACUAAACACCGACAGUAGUCAUUUUAAAUGACUGUUACAUUCUUUUAAACUCGGUUAUUUAUAUGAACUAUAACAAAAUGUUUUAUUUUAUUUAUUGCUGCUCGUUUCCUUGUAUCGACUCAUGUAUGUUGAUCUGUUGCCUCUGACAUAUAACUACCUUUUCUGUGAGUUUUCGAGCUGCGUGUAUGGACUGGGUAAGCUGCAAAUGAAUUGCCCUUCUUGGGAUCAAUAAAGUUGUCUGAAUCUGAAUCUGAAUAUGUACUAUGAGGAAAUAGAACUGAACACACAUGAAGUUUGUGUAAUGGAAUAAGUGCUGUAUACCCACGCUAAUGUGCAACAGAAAAAGAAUGUGCCAGAAUCGAUUACGUUGUAAAUAUUUCCUUUGUUAUUUUUUUGUUUUUGUAAAUAUAUUUUUGUUAAAUACAUCUAUGCAUUUUUUUUUUAUCAUGUCAAUAAGUAUUUUUAACAUAAAUGAGUUAUGAAAGGUG
Messenger RNA from Anguilla anguilla (European eel), 3239 nucleotides. RefSeq names its product interleukin 6 receptor (gene il6r). The coding region runs from base 725 to 2410 and encodes 561 amino acids. Gene Ontology annotation, biological process: cytokine-mediated signaling pathway. The record is from RefSeq and is a predicted model, not a curated record. Gene Ontology annotation, cellular component: membrane; external side of plasma membrane. Lineage: Eukaryota; Metazoa; Chordata; Actinopteri; Anguilliformes; Anguillidae. The transcript is spliced from 10 exons. Gene Ontology annotation, molecular function: protein binding; cytokine receptor activity.